Messenger RNA from Diaporthe citri, 609 nucleotides. RefSeq lists its product as uncharacterized. The record is from RefSeq and is a predicted model, not a curated record. Bases 1 to 609 code for a protein of 202 amino acids. Gene Ontology annotation, cellular component: cytosolic small ribosomal subunit; 90S preribosome; ribosome. Gene Ontology annotation, biological process: translation; rRNA processing; ribosomal small subunit biogenesis. Gene Ontology annotation, molecular function: structural constituent of ribosome. Lineage: Eukaryota; Fungi; Ascomycota; Sordariomycetes; Diaporthales; Diaporthaceae. The transcript is spliced from 3 exons.
AUGUCUUCUCCCCAGCUCAACAAGAUCGCGGCGAACUCGCCCUCCCGCCAGAACCCCUCUGAGCUCGAGACCAGCAUCGCUGGUGCCCUCUACGACCUCGAGACCGGCACCGCCGACCUGAAGGCUGCCCUCCGACCUCUGCAGUUCGUCUCUGCCAAGGAGAUCGAGGUUGGUCACGGCAAGAAGGCUAUUGUCAUCUUUGUCCCCGUCCCUCUCCUGCAGGGCUUCCACCGUGUCCAGCAGCGCCUCACCCGUGAGCUGGAGAAGAAGUUCUCCGACCGCCACGUCCUGGUCCUCGCCUCGCGCCGCAUCCUGCCCCGCCCCAAGCGAUCCACCCGCUCGCGCAACACCCAGAAGCAGAAGCGUCCCCGCUCCCGCACUCUGACCGCCGUCCACGACGCCAUCCUGACCGACCUCGUCUACCCCGUCGAGAUCGUCGGCAAGCGCCUCCGCACCAAGGAGGACGGCGCCAAGACCCUCAAGGUCAUCCUCGACGAGAAGCGCGGUGGCGUCGACUACCGCCUGGACACCUACUCCGAGGUCUACCGCAAGCUGACCGGCCGCGGUGUCACCUUCGAGUUCCCCCAGUCCACCGGCACCGAGUACUAG